CGCCUACGAUGUCCUUCUCACCCGCAUCGCCGCCGUCCAUCCUGCUCACCGUCAGCAGCAACAACCGCCACAGAGCACGUCCGUACUCCUCAUCCGUCUCCUCCUCGUCCGCCUCGACGAGCAGCUCUGUUAGCGACCGCGGCGAGCCCCUCUCAUCGGAGACCUCCCUCAGCGGCAGCGAGGCUGGUCCCCUCCCCAAACGACCCAUGCUGUACACCCCGCGCGGCCGCGUCCGCUUCGCCCCUCUCCCCGACCCCAGAAGAUCCGUCCUCGUCACCGAGUCUGGUGAUGAACUCCCGCUUCCCUUUGAUGACCCCGACAUGAAUCGCGUCCCCGCCGCCGCGUCGGUUAGCUGCCCGGCCAUCACAAAGACCGAGUCCGCGCCGCCCAUGCUCGGGAACAAGGAGAACGAGAAGGACGAGCCCGUGCAGUACGCGACCGCCGCGACCGUCCUCAACAGCGCGCCACCGCUCGGCUCGCCGCGCAAAAAGAAGUCGCGACCGCUUUCCAAGACGCUCCUCCGUCCCUUUUCGAUGUCCUCCUCGGGCGGCGACGCGGACAUCAAGCGCUGCAGCUCGCAGUCGCCCUCCGAGACGUCGCUCACCCCCACACCCUCCCUCGCCUCCAACAAUAGCACAGCCACGCACGUCUCAUCCGCCACCCUCAAGUCCUUCCCGAGCCCCGAGGAGAUCCUCACGCUCGGAACCAUCAACCUCUUCCGCACCUCCUCGCGAUCCUCGGACUCGGGCAGUAGCCUCCGCAGCGGCUGGGGCCGUCGGACGUCCAAGGCGUCGCUCUACAACGGCGGCUCCCCGCUCACGCGCAGCGAGAGCACCCAGUCGUACGCGUCCCCGGCGAAGGCCGGCUCCAGCUCGUCCUCGGUCCCGUCCAGCCCGCUUCUCGGCAAGAAGAAAAAGAAGUCGCGUUCAAGCUCUGUCUCCGCGCCGGAGCGCCGGAUGCUUAACGGACGUGUCUACGGGCGCCGCCCCGUCUCCGCCGUCAACCACUUCCGUACGGCCCGGGACACGGAUCCCGAGUUCGUCGAGUGGGGCUACGGCGGGAUGGGGAGCGUGAAGAACGAGGACAAUCGGUGGAGCAAGGUCCAGGGCGCGACGUCCUUCGGCUCACGCGAUCCCGAUGAGGACGAUGGCAGCGGCAUGGGCUGGGUCCGCCGGAGGAAAGAGCAGCGCGAGCGCGAGGCCAGGGAGAAGGAGGAGCGCGAGAAGAAGGCUGCAUCGCCCGAGCCUGAAGUCAUCGUAACAGCACCACCUCGCACACCCUCUCCAAAACCCACCCCGCCAACGCGUCCUUCCCAAGAUACUCCCCGUCAAUCCACCACAGCCGCGCCGACACAGCAGCACGAGACGAAACUGGUGAACAUCCCUGCUGGGUCUCAGCGCGGGCACCUCCGGACAGCCUCGCGCAGCAAUUCCCUCGGCCUCACUGGCGUCGACGAGCCUCCCCAGGAGGCACGCGAGCAGGCGGAGGAGCUCUCGCGGCACCUCCGCGAGAUCUCGCACACCACGUCGUCCGAGGAAGAUUCGGAUAGCGAGUCUUCGGGCGAUGUCGAGCGCGAAGAGGAUGAUGACGAGGAGGACGAGGAAGAGGAGAAGCGGACGGAGGAGGCGCGCCGCAGUGCGAAGGCGGCCGGUGUCGAGCUCGUUAGCCGACAUUCGCAUUAAUUCGCACCGAACGCGAAGAAAAUCCACAAAAAUUAGGAAGGACGAUGACGAGAGGAAGGACAGCCCCGGCGCGCCUGCCCCUGCGCUCGCGCUCGACUCAACCCCCGACUCUGGACGGUGCUAUAUUGGUUCUGGGACUCUUUCAUAUUGAUCAUUUAUACUUGUGUGUAUACCCUCCCGUCGCCGGUUGCCCCCGGCCCGUGUAUCAUAGCCUGUUUCCCUCCUGCAAUCUUCUCCCUCUUCGGUCUUUUGUCGUUUCAUCAGCAUUCUAUCCCCAUUCCAUACUCGGAUCGACAUUCCAUUCCAUACUCGCCGCUCAGCAUCGCCACCAGUCUCCAUUAUCACAAUCACUAUAUUCAUUAUCACCACUUUAUUCGCACUAUUGCUCAAUUCCGAUCCGCACUACUCAAAGCCGAUCCGCGCUACUCAUAGGCGCGCGCUAUCCGACGCCGGCUCCGCCAUUUAUAACAGCACUUGCCGUCUCUCGCCACCGCCGUCUUCGCCAGCUUGUCAGUCCCUGCCGAUGCUCGCGUAUCCAGGCAUCGCUCGCGUGUCCGGCGGAAUGCCUCCAUUAUUCCCGUCAUCGCGCGCCGGUCAUCGCCCCUGCUACUCACUGACCCGCUCCCCACCGUCUCCCGCCUCAUCAACUCGCGCUUUUCCAUCCGACUCGACCAGUUGUUCGCUUCGCCAUUUGCCCUGUAUGCUCAUUCAACCAGUUUCGCGUUCACGUUGGUUGUCUAUAGUUGGAUUAUCCUUCUUCGCGGGUGGUGUCGUGGGCUGCGCUACUGGCCCUAGGGUCACGUCGCGCUACUGCCCUUCGGCUGACGCUGUGGUAUCAUUCGCCCUGGGCUGGCGUCGCACCGCCGGCCGCGGUCUGCCUUCGUAGGCGCGCACGCAGGGACUAGCCUCUGGCCGACGCCGGACAGCGCCUGUCAUCGCGGCUCCACGGUUCGACGAUCGCAGGUUCGCGACGCUAGCGUCGACGAUCCCUUGUCAGGCAGCGCUUCGCGGCGUCGACAGGCAUCGCUUCAUGGCAUUCAGAGGCCCGCCUCGCGCUGUCGAUAGGUCCGCCUCGAGGCUCGCAGCAGGGCUCAGGGCAAGGGCAGGGGGCGCAGCACGUCGGGCACGCCACGCGUGCAGCUCAUCGCUGUGCACUUGGUGUUGCGCACCAUGCAUCUGGUGUCGCCUACCGUACUCCUGGUCGCCUACCAUACCAUACCUCCGGUCGCCCCACAUACGUCUUGCGUCGUCGGGGCGUGUCGGUCGCGUAUGUCACGAACUUACCACCCUACUCUUGUUCCAUCGUCGGUCGCUUGGUGUACCUACUUUACGCAGCAUUACUUAUGAUAUUUCGCAUGCAUUUAUGGAUUUUAUGCGCUUUCAGAGUUC
Molecule: messenger RNA, 3071 nt
Organism: Schizophyllum commune H4-8
Lineage: Eukaryota; Fungi; Basidiomycota; Agaricomycetes; Agaricales; Schizophyllaceae
Exons: 3
Coding region: 9-1682 (557 amino acids)
Source: RefSeq, a predicted model, not a curated record